Molecule: messenger RNA, 2343 nt
Organism: Dichotomopilus funicola
Lineage: Eukaryota; Fungi; Ascomycota; Sordariomycetes; Sordariales; Chaetomiaceae
Exons: 3
Coding region: 1-2343 (780 amino acids)
Source: RefSeq, a predicted model, not a curated record
AUGUCGGCUAUGGAUAUUGUUUCCACGGUGAACAUCCUCAUAAAUUUAGGGUUGGAAAUCCAGAACCGUUUGGAUUCGCUUAACCAGGCCGCUGAAGAGCUUCAGCUCUUGACCACCAACCUGCAACUUUUGUUGGACGUGUUUGAGAGCCCCGUGAACGAAAACAUCUUCAAGGGCAAUGUGUCACAGUUCGUGACCAUACUGGAUGUUCUGCAAAGCAUCGCACGGUCAUGCGCAGAAUGUGCAAAGGCGUUGGAUAUCGACCCGGCUGGCGCCACCAUCGCGGCAAAAACAGGGUCGCGUGGCAAGAAGUUUGUCAAACGAUUAUGGGCCUUGGGCAGGAUUCCAGAUCUUCUCGCAGAAAUCCAGCGCAAAGCCGAACAACUUCAACAUGUUUACACCGCAGUGUUUGCUGUGCUUAUCCAGGAUAUGCGGGUACAGCAAGGAAGAAUGACUGGGAAGGAACCCGUUGAAUCUGCCAUCGUCCAAAAGACCGCCGUCCCUGAAAAUAUGCUCGACUUCAACCUCAGCACGGACUUUGCCAGCAUCGAUCGGAUGGUGGGGAGCCUUAUGAAGGAAUGCGAAUACCUCCAACAACGGCUUCGGGAAGCUACUCUAAUUCCGGACGCAUCGGCCGUUCAGGAUUACCAGGCGCAGAACCCAGAAGCAGCAUCGUUUUGGAAGGACCGGUUCCAAAAGGACGGACUCAACGCUUCCGACCUUCGUUACGAGGUGCUAUACGUUUCAUGGGCACGCUUCGUCCAUGCGGUAGAAACAUCUUUCGUUCUUAAAAAGAUACCGACUGGAGUGUUCCAAGCCGAAAACAUCGACCUUAUUCGCCAACAAGGAUCCCGCUAUUUCAUCGACCAAAGAGGCACACGCUGUCUUUCCACCAUACGACCUCUCUGGCUCCCCGCUCUACGGUCUGCUCUCGAUCCUUUGAACAAGGGUUACGUCAAGCCACACGACUAUUUUGAUCUCCUCCAUGACACCUCCCUGUCCAACACACUGCGAAGGCUAGCCCUUGAAAGCUCCGGCUACGGGACGAUCAUUGAAUGUGAAAGGUCAGCUAGCGAUCUCUCCCUACCCGCGGCAAUCGAGUCUCCCAGGGACCAUAUCGGCUGGAUCUCCGCUCAGAUCGUGGCUGUUCCAACCCCUAAGGAGCUCGGAAUCGUUCCAGAUCAAGAGGUCAUCCGAUCAAGCAGCGAGGCCCUCCUUGGGCAUUUCAACAAUACCGCCCAAGAUAUCCACGUUUACGUGCGCUACCUCCAGACCGGCCAGAUCGAGCGGAAAAGUCUCUUGAGGCAGAUCCGUUCGGCUGGGGGCAUCUCGCUCGGCGCUGCGGUGUCCGUCCGGCGGGAACUGGAAUCGGGCGGUUAUGCGUGGAGCGAUGACCUUCAUAUCACUGAGUUCCAGGCAUGCUACGGAGGGCGGUAUAAGAUUACGGCGGGUGUGGGCUCGAGUGCGGUUGUGUUUUGCAUGAGACCGCUGAAGGGUUCCUUUGAUAAGAUGCUGCGGGACGAUGAGAGCUCAUCAGAUGAUUCUGCCGUCCUGGAACUUGAGUGUAUGCUUUUGGGGCCAUCGAAGACGUUCAUCCAGCCGCCGAAAGUAGGUGAAAAGGUCCAGAUCGAGCAUGAAGGGCUCUGGCACGAUGCAAGAGUUACAAUAGUGGACGGGGAUGAGAUAGAAUACACCGAUUGGGACAGUGUACCAAAGCAAGCCCCAACCGACGAUACAAAAGCUCAGGACGAUAGUGAAGAUAAUGACACCGGCAGCGACGGCUUUUUCUUCCCUGCCGAGCAAUUAACACAACUCGGAAAAGGCACCCGGCGCCUAUGGCAACCAUGGCGGAGGGACCUCCAGCGAUACGACGUUCGACCUUACCGUUGCUUCCAUAUCGGCGAUUCCAUCGAGGCACCGGUCAUGUACCCAGACUUCCGAUACCGCUACCACCUCCCCGACACCUCGGAACUCUACCUCCCCGCUCGCAUCGUCGACGUCCAAGGCGAUCAGUACGUGGUCGAAUUCAGCCCGGCGCUUUCGGUCCAUGGCUGGUGGCCGGGGAGGAUACCCAGGGGUGAAGAAAUCGAGCUGUUUCCUGGGUCGGGUGUUAGGGUAAGGAACCCGGUUGAUCUUAAUCGUGUGUCGGUGGGCAUGGAUCGGGUCCGUCCUUUGUCUGUUGGGCCACGGCCGGUGCUAGGGGUUCAGUCGGCGAAGCCAGCGGGAUGGAGUUCAUUUCAAGGUGUUCGUCUCGGUAACCUUGAGGAGCUUAUGGAGAGGGGUCUUUGGAGCGAUGGUCAUGAUAGUCAGGAAGCGGGUGGCCAGAAAGGGGAGAGCUCAUGA